AAAAAAGGUUUUUCUCGACGAUAUCCUUUCGUCAGUUAUUGAUUGCAUACAAGAAAACGAGCUACAUGUCGUGCGCGUAGUAAGGGUCAGUCACGGUACAGUCGUAGUUUCGUUUGCAGGACUCCUAUGUAUGUGGUUUUGGUAGUUGUAAAGCUGAGAAAAUAGAAGCAGCGCUGCGGUAGAUUUUAUUGAAAAGGUGCUACAUGCCGGAUUCCGGCACGCAACUGGAGCUGAAACAUGAACAUCUUCGCUCGAUUCUAUUUCUGCAAUUACAUGAUCGAAAGUCUUGUCUUUCGUUCGUUCUACUUGCAGCUGCAAGGUAAAUAGAUAUAGAAUAUAACAGUUCCGAUCGGGUUGUAUGGGAUCCUCUUGAUGAUUGACGGCACGGGCCAGCGCGCGGAGAGCAGCAGGUUCCUCUGUUCAGCGUGAAUAUUUUGCGAUAACACGAACGGGUAAAAAGCCGUGCUGCAGCCCUGGAGUAGGCACUCCCACUCGCAGCACCAACUUAUAUCCGUUUGUCGUUGGAUAUACAGCCGCCGCGGUAUCAAGUAAAGAGUGUCCCAGCAUAGGUGUUCUGCUUUAGGACCAAGAGAAGGGUGAUUAUUUGGGCUUCGGGACAAGACAAAAUCAUACGAACCGACAAAAUCAUACGAACCUUGUCAUGGUGGUGUCGGCGCUCGUAGACGUGGUUCGGCGGCUGGGGAACGAGAUCCUGCUUUGGCUGGCGAUCUUUCAGAUCAUUGUCUUUGUUUUCAACCAUCUGAAAAACAAAAAGAAAGAAACAGCCUCAGCAGCCGUGACGACAACCGUAGCAACGGAACAUCACCCGAGCAAUGUGGUGGACAUCAACAACGAUGUGGGGGUACUGCCGCAACAAGGCACGACCCAGGGCUCCUUUAAUAGUGGCACUGGCGCCCCGGCUUUGGAAGGGGAAACCGUGGUUGAAAGCCCUACUGGGGAGCAGGACGUUCAAGGUCUUGGCGACAAAAAUAUCCACGGUCUUUUGGCUCCGGCGCAGGUGGAUCCUACGGAAAAUGGGCUUAAUGCUAGUGACGACCCGACAACUUCUCACGAUGCUGCGGAGGGUGGGAAGGUUGCUGCCGCUUCCACGACGUCGGUGUCGUCUUCGAGCACUUCCGAACAAACGGCGGGAGGCGUCAGCCAGCAGUCUGCGAGUGGCAAAGAGGUUGCGGACGAUCGGAUGGGCCAACGCUUGCGGCGCCGCAUGAAGAAGGGCUAUGGAAGCACGGGAGUAAUUUUGAAAAAGGGUGUUCCGAGCACCAUUCUCGAAGUGGAAGACGAAGAAGGUAAAUACACAAAUAAGCAUAUGCAUGAAACGAACCAAUGUAGUGCAACUAUGUAAAAAUCUAGUUGGUGACUUUCUGCUUUGUCAUCUUGAUCUUUCGUCGAUUUUUCGACGCCGGUUUGUAGUGCUUGUGUGCUGUCGUCAUGCACCAGAAGGAUUCUUUCCAGCCGGGUUAGUAUUUGUAAAAAUACUACGUACUACUUGUUCAUCUGUAAAAUUAUUUCGAGCAGCCUUGUCUACUACGACUACAUCUAUCGUGCCGGCGGUUGCCGCUGCACGGAUGAACUGCAAGAGCAUAAAAAAAGAACGUGGGGUCUUCAGGUGUUCAGUCGUGACAAUAUGAUUGCAGGUAUGGAGGUGGAGCAUCCAAUCGAAGAAGAGGAAGUCGCUGAAGACGCGCCGCGGCAUCACGAAGGGGAGGAUCAUACCGCUGUAGACGGUGCAGCAGUUGUUUCUGAGCAGGGAGGACAUGCAUCGGUAAAAAAAGUGGCGGGCUCGGGGUGUCCUUCCACGGUUGAGGUGACGGUAGGGACCACUCCGGAUCCCGCACUUCCGGGUGCUGUCCUGAGUACGGAACGCGCCUUGAUGGACAAAAACAUAUCACCAAAUAAUGAGCCCACCACGACGUCGGUGGAGCAAGAUCAGGCCGUUGCUGAUGCCACAGGAGACGCGGGCAAUGGCGGUGCACGUGACCACACGUCGUCGAAUCUUCCUGCGUGUUGUCUCAACAACAAGGAGAAGGAGAACGGGCGCAAGAAAAAGAAGAAGAAGCUCCAACUGAAGGCCAUGCUCCAGAAGCAGGCCGAUGAGCUCGCUCGCCUAGCUCCGGACCAGGACUACACGGGGCAGACCUCUUCGGACGGGGGUGGCAGCUUGUCCUCGAACAAGGCACUCACCGAAGGCACUCCUCUGGGGAUAAAUGGUGCAACUACAUUAGCUUCCGACAAAAUCGUAACAGUUGCAGCUGAAGAGAACAAAACCCACACAUCAACAAGUGAGCCAGGAACGCAAGGAGUUGUCCUAGCGGCUACAACCAAUGCUAGUGCGGCAGGGCACGUCGGUCCUGGGGUAAUAAAAAGCGAACAAAGCCCCCUCGACGAAGAGCUUGAUGAUUUGCCGCACCUGGUGGAAUCUCCGUUGGUGGAACACGCCGUGCAGGAAGACCAGGGGGUGACGAAGAAGCCAUGCGCGAUCGGCACCGAUAAUUCCAGUUUGACUGCUGACGGCGGCUCGUCGACCAGUCUGACUGCAAGCGGCAACGGCAAUGUAGGUAGCGAUACGCAUCUUGCUGAUGGUAGUUGUUCAACAAAAAUUUACGGGGCUGUUAAUUCCUCGUCCACGACCGCUGGUGGUAGCACGAAGAGCGUAGAUGAAAAUAUCAAACGAGCAGGGGCUUGUUCAACUUCAUCAACAUCGAAGGAGAUGUUAGAUCUCGAAGACGCCACUGCGCGACCUGGAUAUGCAUUGCAAAAGUAUCGUACUCGUAUAGAUGCAUUACAAAUUUCCUCAGCAUGAGAAAUAAAAUCUGUAAUGCGGAUUUGCCUUCAGAAAAAAAAUUGUAAUGCAUGAUUGCAAUACGAGUACGAUACUUUUGCACAGGAUACUGGAGGCGGGACGACAAAUACCGGAUCGCCGUCGACAGCCGCGCAAGAUGCAGACGAGGAGGUCGAGCUGAGCGAAAAUGAGGCCUCGAUCGAGGAGCUGAUGACUUUGGAGAAGUCCCCUGCAGAGGUGCUUCACGCUAACACGCCAAAAUUUGUGCGCGAUCGGGAAGAAGAGGAGCAGAAACGGUGCCAAGAACAACGAGGACCAAGCGGUGGCGACCAGUCCUCUCUGGUGGGAGCCGACGACACUACCACUUCGAAAUCGGUGGUCGCGCCGCGGUCGUCCGCGGUGGUGGCGGACCCGCACAGUGCGGGGGUGGUUCAUAGCACGGCGGCCAUCUCGCAGCAGGACCUGGCCGAUAUAUCUCAAAUUCACUGUUCACCCGCACACCAGAUGCUUUCUCCGGUGGCGCACUAUAAUAUGGCGGCAGCGUACUACGGAUCCCCGACACCGGGGCCGACGGCUGGUGUGCCGGGCGGGGAUGCCACCGCCGGAGGCUUGUGGUCCCCGGAAUGCGACAGUGAAACAAACGGAAGAUGAGCCCAGUGCAGUCCUCUGUAGUGCGUUUUGCGAACGCGGUUUGCUUGCAAAAUUGGAAUGACAUCGGUGCUUGUUGCGUACACAAGUGUACCUGUGUUUAUAGUGCAUCUCCAUGGUCAUGCUCAGCACAUCGUGUUAUGUGGUGUUCACUCUUUUGCAUUUACAGCGGCAGGUUGACUUAUAGUGCACCUGCACUCUGACGAUUUUACACUUAACUUUAGAGAAUUUGAGAUAGUUUACUUGUGCGAGCCGUGCUCUUUUCAUGGACAUCCCUUGCCAUUGAGCUCGCUGAUUGUUUUGAAUUUCAUAAAAUGCAUCAGUACGCGGAUUUUUCGCAGUGGUACUACCCGCCGAGUCCUUACCACGCGCUGCCGCCGUCCACGCCAUUGUAUUGAAUGAAUUUAGAGAUGAGCAAGAAUGAUAUAGAAAGAAAGCGCCACCGCUUUAACUUUUUCAUCAAGAACGAAAAAUUUGUAAAAGUACUGCUUUUCUCCUCGUGUGUUUCUGAUGGGGACGCAACUGCAACAUCGCAUCCUCGGUAUACGCAUAAUGAAUAAAGAUUUUUUGUCAAAAAAGAAAAAUGUUUAUCACUACAGGUACGCCCCGGCUCCAGUGCAGAAUGCUGGAUGGGAUCAGUGGAUAAUGCCCACGGCUCAGCAUUAUUCCCAGGCGAAGUCAGAAUGUAAAGUUUUAGUUGUUUUUAGAAUUAAGUAGGUACCACCGUUUUCAUCAUGAGUGAUUUUUUUCAUGUUGUUAGGCAAGGAAGUGAAGUUUUUACUGCACAGUUUGCGAUAUAGUGUUUGAACAACAAGAGGCGACCAAGGGUAUACCUGGGUGUGAGGGGGAAAAAAACGGGUUAAUCCGGUUUUUGUCGAAAUCGCGGGUUUUUUUGUCGAUUAACCCGGUUUUUGUCGAAAUUCGUGUCGAAGCCGCGAAUUAACCGCGGUUAUUGUCGAAAUUUUUGUCGAAAUCCGGGUUAAAUAACCACGGGCGACACUGUCCGUCGAUUUUUUUGUCGAAAUUUUUGUCGAAGUCCGGGGUUUUCUAACUUUAACCGCCGGCGUCGGCGGGAUCCGCGGUGGUCGGGUCCGCGGUUUCGCCGGGUUGGUCGAUUUUGUCGAAAUCCGGGUUAUUCCCGGUUUCGACACGGAUUUCGACAAAACCGAGAAUAACCCGGAUUUCGACAAAAUCGAGAACAACCCGGAUUUCGACAAAAUCGCGGAUAACCCGGAUUUCGACAAAAUUCCGUUUGCGGGAAGGUGGCGGCCGCUGUCCCUGGGCGAGUGACCCCGUUCCCUUGUGCUGGGGCUCCCUUGGUUUCCUUCGUCUUUUUUUCGCAAAGAAAGUUUGCCUCGGGCGAGAAUCGACCGCUGCGGUAGUUUCUUUCCGAAAUAAAAGGUGCGGAUCGACGGAGUUCGCGCUCCCCGGAAUCCGACCGGGUCACCCGGCCCUCCCCUUUGCCUCUUUAUCAGGGACCGCGCCAGUGCGGGUGCGGCGGGGCUGCGUCUGGGUAUGUCCGGAGCGGGCACUUUUGGUGCUGCCCCACCGGGGCAGAUAGGGCGCGGGUGGCUGCAACACCCGGAUCGGGUUUUGGGUGGUCAAAGACGGGAUGUUCUCGGUUUUGUCGAAAUCCUGGUUACUAAACCUCGGCUUUGUCGAAAUCCGGGGUUUAGUAACUUUAACCCAGAUUUCGACACAAUUGAGGUCGGGACGUUCGCGCGGGAGCGUUUUGGGUGCAGGUCCAGCGGGGCAGAUAGGGCGGGAUUGAGCCCCGGGCCCGGGUCUGGCUUUGGGUUCGUCGGGACAGCUCAGGUUUUGUCGAAGUCCGGGUUAUGUCGAAAUUUUUGUCGAAGUCCGAGGCUUAGUAACUUUAACCCGGAUUUCGACAAAAUCGAGGUCGGGACGUCCGCGCGGGAGCGUUUUGGGUGCAGGUCCAGCGGGGCAGAUAGGGCGGGAUUGAGCCCCAAGCCCGGGUCUGGAUUUGGGUUCGCCGGGCCACCUCAGGUUUUGUCGAAGUCCGAGGCUUUUGUCGAAAUCCGGGGUUUAGUAACUUUAACCCGGAUUUCGACAAAAUCGAGGUCGGGGCGUUCGCGCGGGUCCGUUUUGGGUGCAGGUCCAGCGGGGCAGAUAGGGCGGGAUUGAGCCCCAAGCCCGGGUCUGGACUUGGGUUCCCCGGGACAGCUCCGGUUUUGUCGAAGACCUCAGGUUCUGUCGAAGUCCGAGGUUUAGUAACUUUAACCAGGAUUUCGACAAAAUCGAUUUUUGUCGAAAUCCGGGUUAUUUUCGAUUUUGUCGAAAAUCCGAGGUUUUCUAACCUUGGCUGCCGACUUUGACAAAACUGAUUUCGCCGACAAUGCAGCUGUGCUCGCUGUCUGCGCAGGCCCGAUUUGCCGCAGGUCGAGCGGGGCAAAUAGGGCGGGGGUGGGCGAGGGAAAGGCGCGAGGAACUGGGCAAGGCCAGGCAAUUGGACAAGGUGCCUCAGCGUCGGCUCUUUCCGGCGUAGGGCCGCCGGGGUAGAUAGGACGGGUCUGCGUGCGAACCCCGGGUCGGAUUUUGGGUGCCGCGUGGACGCGUAUCCGCGUGGACGCGUAUCCGCGUAUCCGCGUGGACGCGUAUCCGCGUGGACGCGUAUCCGCGUGGACGCGUAUCCGCGUGGACGCGUAUCCGCGUGGACGCGUAACUGCGGCGCCCUCGCCUUCUUCGUCGUAACCUACCCGCUUCCCGGUCCGGCCCCGGGGUGCAGGUUACGGCGGCGGAAUCCGACCCCGGGUUCGCACGCGCCAGUGAGGGCGCGGUGGGGCUGCGUCUGGGUAUGUCCGAGACGGGCAAUUUUGGCGCUGCCCCACCAUGGCAGAUAGGGCGGGGGUUGCCCCAAAACCAGGGUCGGGUUUUGGGUGGUCGAAAGCCGGUAUAUUCUCGGUUUUGUCGAAGUGGUUAUUAAACCUCGGCUUUGUCGAAGUCCGGGGUUUAGUAACUUUAACCGGAAUUUCGACACAAUCGAGGAGGGCACGUUCGCGCGGGAGCGUUUGGGGUGCUGGUCCAGCGGAGCAGAUAGGGCGCGGCAGCACCCAGAACCGGGUCGGGUUUUGGGUUCGCCGGGACAACUCAGGUUUUGUCGAAGUCCGAGGUUUAGUAACUUUAACCAGGAUUUCGACAAAACCGAUUUUUGUUGAAAUCCAGGCUAUUUCGGUUUUUGUCGAACUGGGGGAAGGAGGAUUUUUGUCGAAAUCCAGGUUAUUUCGGUUUUUGUCGAACUGGGGGAAGGAGGAUUUUUGUCGAAAUCCAGGCCAUUCCGGUUUUUGUCGAAAUUCCGAGGUUUAGUAACUUUAACCAGGAUUUCGACAAAGCCGAUUUUUGUCGAAAUCCAGGUUAUUUCGGUUUUUGUCGAAAUGGGGAAGGAGGGUUUUUGUCGAAAUCCGGGUUAUUUCGCUUUUUGUCGAAAUGGGGAAGGAGGGUUUUCGUCGAAAUUCAGGCCGAAGUCGCGGUUAAUUCGCGGCUUCGACACGAAUUUCGACAAAAACCGGGUUAAUCGACAAAAAAACCCGCGAUUUCGACAAAAACCGGAGUAACCCGUUUUUUUCCCCCUCACACCCAGGUAUAUUGCGACCAGCGUCAAACUUUUGUAGCCUUCACGCAAAGUGGUUUUUUUUUUGCGAUUACGUGGGGUGUCUGCUCCUAAGAGCACAAUUUUGUGAACAAUUUGUAGCUUCAUGCUGGAGAGAUAACUGCAUCAACGAACAAAUCCAACCUCCCUGGUGUGGUCGUUGCUAAACUACGAUGAAGAACUAGCGCAAUGACUGCAAGGAAGACUUUGCAGCAAGAACAAACGCCAAACAUCGGAUCACAGCGUCUCUGGAGACGAACAAGCAUCCCGAAAAGCAUCACUACCGGCAUCAAGCGUCGCCUCUGGAAAGUGACGCGUCGACGCGCUCGGGAGUUACGACGUCCGACUCGCAGCACUGUACUAGUUCUACGCUCGGCGCCCACGACCAGCAGUCACCCCCAAACGUGAACCAUCUAGAAAUCACCCCUCCCCACAGCGGCUCGCCAGUCCGCGGGACCUGCAAAGCGCGUCGUUCCAGCCAGCAUUGGCCUUCUACUCCAACCCCCCGUGCCGCGGCCAAGUAUGUCGAAGAAGAUGCAUUUGGGUCUGGUACCACCGCGGAGGAAACCUUAGGCUACAGCAAGUCUUCCGCGCCGUCAAUGUCUAGUAUUAGCAUACACUUUCAAAUUUCACUAUCUGCUUUACAGGGCGCCAAAUUUUGCUUUUAACUUUUUCCGAAUUAAGUAGUUCUUUCUCUCAAUUUGUCAACGUAUGUGUUGCUUUUGCCGAAAAUGAUGCUGAUGCCACGGAUCAGAUUAGGAGUUUCAACUUUGCCUUUUCAUAAAAACUUGCGCAAGGAAAAAAGUUAGUUCGGCAAGAAUAGUACAGGUGAAACGUACGUGGAAGUCCAUGAUCUGGUCGAGUCGCAGCAUUGUGAGGAGGCUCUGCAGCGCAUCAAAAAUUUGGCGCCGGAGGAGAAGACAGAGAAUCGCCAGGCUAUGGCCGGCUGGAUGUAUCUGUUUGUGCGCGGCUGUCGCAAGAUGGGCACCGCGAUGAAUGGGGAAAUCGUUUCCUCCUUGUACGAUUGGCUGCAGUUGCGAAAUGUACGAAUCUAAUAUUUUUGAUGCUCUGCCUUUAUCUAUCAACAUAUGGAAGCAAUGACUUACCGGUCCCAGUUUCGGCAGUCAUGCGAUUCGGCAAAUCUGUCGCUCGUGGUGGGUAAGUCUAACUCUACGAAAAUCUACAUUCAUUGAUUUGGCGGAAAGACGAGACUGUAUCCACUCCGUCCCGUACCGCCGUACAUACCUUGAAUGCACGCCUUCAUCUUUGUAAACAACGCAGAUUUUGAUGCCCGCGGCGGAUGUGAAUGUAGUUUUCUUUAUGCUGGGACGCAACCGCGAGUAUGAAUUGCUGGUGCUGCUAUUCCAGAGGCUGGUUACAGCGGCUCUCUCAGAGCCACGCCCAGACCGCACAGAGCCCUCGUUUCCCUGCAUUCCCGACCCCGAUGAGCACCAAGGACCCUCGGCGGAUGCUACUGCGUCCUUGAACCUGGAGGAAGGGUUGAAAGAAGCUGAGGUGGCGCGCGACAUCGUUGGAAGCGAAGAGGAUGGUGCAAAAAAAGGCGCACAGGGGCAAGCAUGUAAGAAUCCAGCUGCAGACGCUGCGGCUGCGCACCGCAGCGUGGAUGUCAAGGUGAGUACGUUUUGUUGGCCGUUCGAGAGCAGGAGGUUCUGAUGAUGAUUCAUGUGGAUGUAUCACUAUUUUCACUGCAUAUGCAUUCUGACUACGCAUACGAUUCCUGUGAUGAAUAUUUUUGAUGACAAGCGCAGUAGAAGUAAAGCUUGCUGCAGAAGUACGUAAGAGCCUCUAAGGGAAGUAAAUGAUUCCAAAGGGUUGUGGCUGCGCCAUUCAAGCGGCAACGGAGCUUGCGUCCGUGGACAUUCUGAAGGAGGUGUGUGGGUUGAUCGACUCUCUAGUGGAGGAUGCAAAUGCGCGGCACAUAGACCCACCGGUGAACGAACGUCUCUACUACGCGAUAUUGGGGCAUUGGGCGAAGCUCGGCGAGCUCGGGCUGGCUGAGGAGGCCUUGCAUCGCGCUCGUGCAACUAACUGUGUGAACUCUCGGUUUUAUCAUCUACUGUUGUCCUCCUUCGCGAGCGAAAAAAAAUGGGGUAAAGUGGACGAGAUUAUUCAGCUCUCCAAGGGCAGCCUCACCUCCCGGCAAACUUUCAACCUACGGGUGGGUGCACAAUUUCACUGUUUUGAUGAUCAAAUGCAAGCAACAAAAAGGUUUUAUCUGAUGUGACACAAGUGAUAGAUUUGAUUCUUCCCCUCCGUGCACCUCUGCCAUUUGGAGGAAAAGCGAUGAAAAUUAUCCUCCGGCGAUGAAUUUAUUUUCAUUCCGACAGGUCCGGAUGGCAUCGGAACAGCAGGAUUUGGGCGGUAUGCGCGAGCUCAUGACCGAGUCCAAACGGGAAGACAGACCUAUGGACGAGUACGCCUACUACCAUCUUCUGAAGGGGUUCAUUUCGAAGCGCGAAGUGUCUCCGGCAGAGGAGCUCUUCCGUGAGAUGGAACUGGAGGCCGCAAAGCCGCUGGAAAAAACAAAGCUGCAGUGCGGAAUCGGCUGCCCCGUCUACGUCCUCAUGUUCGAUCUCUAUUUCAAAACGAAGAACACCGACAAGGUAUAAUUCUGAAUUCUAAAUUAUCGUUUGGCCUCCUUGUUGAUGGCAGAGCAGAGGGGUCCCCACUCGGGUUUUUAGAACCAUUUUUGUCCGUUUUUUUUUGCGAAAAAGCCCGCACUACUACGUACUAUCAAGAAAUGUGUAUUCAAACUACAUCCAUUUUUGCAGGCGUUAGAGCUCUUUGACAAGGUCCGGGUCCGUGGCAAGGCGACGCACGCCAUUUACGCACAAAUGGUGCGAAAUUUGACGUACGCCGCCCGCUGGCCCGACGCAAUUGCGAUCCUGAAAGACAUGAAUGAUAACGGCCUGGCAGACCUGGAAAUCCACGGCUUGCUCGUGAACAAACUGUUCGAAGCGGGGCGCCGGUUCGAGGCCUCGCAGUUAUUGAUGGACAAACGGUAGCCUGUGCAAAAGUAUCGCCGUCGCACUUACCAUCUAGUUGCAAUGAUCUGGCAUAUUUUUAUAUGGGUGAAUCUAUCUUGUUCCCAUCGAUUUCUUUGCUACAACCUCAUCAUCUACUUUCAAGAGCGGUUCCAAGUUGCAGUUGCUUUUUCCUGAGAACUUUCGUCAUCGUAAAAAUGCAACCUAAUACUAAAGAUCCGAUGAAGAUUUUGCAAUGCAUAAGCGGCCGUUGGAGUCAAAACACACCAAAGAGAAGCUUCCACUUGCCGCGUCGUCCACAAUCCUGAUCCGCAGUGCGGGGCACUUGCAGUGUCUCCACUUUGCCUUUGGCGUUUUUUUCCUCUACCGGGAGGCGAAAAGCUGUGACAGCUUCAUGAUGAAUUCUCUGAUCGACGUACCCUGUGUAAAAACGUGUAAAUUCAAAUGCCCAGUAUAUUGGGAUUUUACGAAGCAAUAUCAGAAAGGCGAGUAUUGACGCAGCUGCAAUAAUUAAACUUCACUGCAACCGCAAUGCUCCGUAUCUAGGCUUGUCAUGCGCAACUUCUACAGCCAUACCCAUAACUACUCCUUAAGUUGUAUAAAUCAAAGUUACCAGCAAUGCCAGGCUGGCUACGGGGUGGGCACCACGUUUUCGCACAGGAUAAGAUGCCUGCAUCGUGAAUUUCCGUCCGCGGAAGGCGAUUUCCCUGUACACCCAAAUGCGGGACGACGGUUUGGAGCCCGACUGCGUGACCUACAACACGGUGAUUCGUGCCUACGCGAUAUCAACCAAAAAAGCGUUUUAACGGGAGUUGGCAUGUAGUGAUGCACGACUAGAAAACAGAGCGCGAAAAAGAAAAUUUGUAUUGCAUAGCAACAUCUUGCAUCAUGUUUAGGCAAAAUUUGACACCAUGAUCUCCUCGAUGACUGCAAUCUUUGAAAACUGUUCAAAACGUUAAGGCACUUUUUUGUUUGAUACGCGAUGGAGCGGGACUCGGACAGCGCCUUCAACAUUCUGGACGAAAUGCGACGCAACGCAGUGCAGCCCAACGUGGUCACCUACAACACGCUGGUGCACACCUGCGUGCAGCUGAACCAGUUCGCUCGAGCGUGGCAGCUGGUCUCCGAGAUGCAGUCUCUCAACGUACACCCCGACUGUGCGACCUACACGAGCCUGAUCUCGGCCAUCAAGCAGAUGAAAGACUAUGGACCCUCGGUGUUCGGCACCAACCCCGGCACUGCCGGGACGAACAAUGCUUCCAGUGUUGUUCAACACCAGAAUCAGCAGGUCUGGAACGCCAACACGAACCAGUGGGAGCAAUACAACACUCCAGCCUCAUCAUCUUCCGGAGGGGCUUCUUCAAACUGGGGACAGUCCUCGCAAUGGCAAUCUUCCUCUUCCGCGGGAGCGAGCGGCUGGUACGCAAAUAAUGGAGGUGGAGGGGGGAAGGGCCAGCACAACAAUAAAUGGAACAAUCACAAUUCGUACGCGGGGGCAGGCGGCGGAUACGGGCAGCACAACCGCAGCUAUAACAAUGGCGGACACUUCAGCGUUAUCAAAUGCAAAAAUGUCUGGGUCUGGAAGAAUUCAUGUCUGUCAUGCUUGUCUGGCAUGACUCUUAAAUCUGUCAUGCACGUUACCCAAGAGCUCCGUUUUUCUGUGAUGCAGAAGCGCAGUUUGUCAUGCAGAAUAGGCAACACCUAGGAGCUCAGAAACUUGUCAUGCUGAGCCAGCAUUUGUAGCCUCAUCAUGAGACGCCACCCAGCAUCACAAGUUUCCAGACCCAGACAUUUUUACAUUUGAUAAGCGUCAAGCAAGAGGUACUGGAGCGGGCGUUCAACGACGUGUGGAAGCUACAGCAGAUAUCAUAUGUAAAAACGUCCCCACCCCAUAGUCAAGUUGGGAACUUAGCAACACAAAUCCAGAAGUUUUGGGAGCCACGCGUGACAAGUUGCAGUCCGCAGUGUAGUGCAUGUUAGCAAGGACAUCCGCAUCUGAAAUCCAUCUGCUUAUCCUGUUUGCAGCAUUACAAAUGCCAAAACUCGAUUAGAAAUGCCUGUCAUGGGGAAGCGCAUUACAAGCGCUCCUGUCAUUGCAAAUUUGCAUAACAACUCUGGGGUUAGCGGCCGGGAGAUGAUGGCGAUGGCACUUUGGUGUCCGCCUGACCUACCCCCCCUGCGUGUCAAGCCAUCUGCGGCCUGGGGCAGAGGGGGGGGCAAAGUGUGCUGCAAUUCCUUUAGCAUAACAACUCUGGGGUGGGGACGUUUUUACACAGGAUAGCAGAAUGGGAGCCGCAUCGACGGAGUACUCGUCCGCGCUUUGCUCGACGCUUGUGCGCAUUGCGGGCGCCCUAUCCCAGGGAAAAAAGCUAGCGUAACUAUAUGCGAAAAUGAAUAUUCAUGUAUACGCACCAGAAAACUUCUUUUACACGAUGUGAUGUUGUCAGCCAAUGACAGACUCAUCUUGAUGCACGGAAGAAUUGAGAUGAUGUACUAGGUUCAGCUUUUGUCUCUGGGAUACGCCCUGACCUGGCGGAACAAAUUUUCGAGCUUAGCCGAGACCUGCUGAAGUUCUCGCAGUUCGAAUAUGGCCUCCUCAUCAAAUGCUAUUCCCAGCAGCGCGAUCUUGAGUCUGCUUUCCGGGUAGAGCUCUUCUUCAAAUAAAUUGUCUUUAUUAAUAGAUACUGUGAUCAUUCGCUCACGCUCGGCCACGGCAUACGGAAAUUCGGAUUAUGUAGAGGGAGAAAAUAUAAGAGCUCUUCACAACGUCAACGUGAACGGAAAGAGCCUAACGGUGCUAGAGGUGAUGUGACGAAAUUUUGAUAUUCCAUCCGGCACGUGUUUAUUCUCCGAUAUGAUGAUCAUCAUCAUGAUUUCGAGCGUCGAGAAUCAAAAUACGUAGUGUACUAUCGUAUGUAAUAAACCGUAAUCGUAACGAAGAAGGCUGCUAAUAAACAAGGCUUUGCUUAUUUUGACUCUCCAGGUGAAGCAGCGAAUCGAGCUGGACAAUUUGCCACUGAACGCGGUGCUUUUCGGCGCUCUGAUUGACCUGUGUUUGAAGAUGUCGGAAGACCGCAAAGCAGAGGAACUUUUCGAGGAGAUGGAGGCCAUGAACAUUCCGCACUCGAUCAUCAGCAUGAGCCUGAAGAUCAAGAUGUACGGGCGCUUGAACAAGCCGGAGAAGGCCAUGCAGGCCCUGUACCAGAUCCAGGAGCUCAACCUACCCCCGGGGAUUCUCACCUUCAACUCCGUGAUCGACUCGGUGGCGCGGACCGGUGGCCACCACCACUUCCAGGAGAUCCUGCAGAUGAUCAAGGCCUACGAGCUGAGUCCCAAUGGCUGCACUUACUCCAUUAUUGCCAAGGGGUACGCCCAGGGGGGCGCGCUGGACAAGGCCCUUGAAACGUUCCAGAUGAUGGAACAGAAUGGCUUUGCCGCGGACCCUACUCACUGCAAUAAAUGUGUCCAGGUUUGGAAGGGUGCGAACUUGUUGUAUUUGUUCAUGCAAACUCUGAAUCACAGAGACAGGACAUGCAACUACUUUUCCAAAUAGUAGAAACUCGCUCGGCACGACGCAUGAGUGGCAAAAGUUGUCCAUUCCUACGCAAAUCAUACAUAGCGAAUUUCAAUUUCUCACACGGGACAGGGAUCAAGGGGCCUGACGCUGACGAGCACAAGUUCGAAUGGUCUUUCGUGCAUUCCAGGCUAUCCGCUUCCGCGCCAUCCAAACGCUGCAUGACCAAGAACGCGCGCAACCUUCCAGACCCAGAUAUAUUUGCAAUGCAUAGACCCGGUCACUUACAACUCCCUGCUGGACUAUGAAAGUGUAGAGCGCACAAGUGCACCUGCUUCCCUUCCGUGAUGCAUCCUAUAAUUUUAUACCAACUGUACUGUCACUGUCAGGAGUCUUUGUCUGUCAGCACCGUUCGAAUUUUUUGUUGAUAGCGCCAAUUCUUUUUCUCGCUGCUGCUCCUCUAAUAAAUAUCAUGAUGCCCCCCUUCAUCUCCCAGUAGUUGAAGUAAGGGGGAGGCGGAGCUGUGCGCUCUCAUAGCGAUGGAUGUGCGAAGGAGGGCAAGGUGGAGAUUGCGGAGCGUCUCCUGGCGGAGAUGACGGAGAAGCGAGUGUACCCGAAUGCGAUAACGUGGAGCAUCCUGGUAAAGCUCUACGUCCCCAUCGACAUCCAUAAGGCCUACGGCGUGCUCGAGCAGCUGAAGCAGAAUCAGGGCAAAGGCGGCCGGCACGGGUACCAUGGCAAGUACCACCACCAGCACAGCACAUACGACGAGUACGGGGACUAUUACACGAAGAACUGCGCCAAAACCAGCAGCCAGAACGAUAAGGACCCGCUAUCACCCACAAGUUAAAAUGCCCCUGCUUUGUAGAACGCGGCACGAAUCGUUCGCGCCCCGGAAUGAGCCGCUGCGUACAACAAGAGUUCCGCCCGCGGAGACUGUUUUUUGCUGCCGGUUGAGGCAAACAUGCAGCGUACAUGAAGUUAUUGUUGUUCUCUGCCUAGGUCGUAUUUCGCACUUGCAUAAAGGACUCCUCACGUCGUUUUUCCCAGGGAUAUUUAUUAGAAAGGGUGAAAUAAGUCGUGAAAUGUGGAGGGAACAAGCAGGUUGAAAAACUCCGUUCGCAGGAGUUCGAUGGAAGCAAUUCAAUAUUUGAAUCUUAUCAAGAAUAAAAUAUAGCGACGCAGCUGCUUUUGCAGAUACAUUUUGGUCGUACGAGUUUUAAUGGAUUCUUUACCUGCGGGGAUGCAGCGCGCGACUGUGGCAGGGGCAUAUAAUUUCUCGGGUAUACUUGUUGCGUGUGGUGUACUCUGCCUUUGUGCAUGCGCUUGCCAACCAUGGGGACUUGGUUCGCGGAAAGAGUGUUUUGCAGCAGAUGGACCAGGAGGGGUUUCGUCCUGAGGGUUACCAUUACUCCGCGCUCGCGGUGGCGGCCGCGCAUCAAAAUAAGUUGACUAUGGCGCUGGAAUUCGUGGAGCUGGCAGCAGCCAAGAAGCACUUUCGGGCGUGUUUGUUGAGCGCAAAAACUUACCAGACACUACUAAAGGCCAUCGAUCGCAAGCGUGACAGCCGGGCGCGAGAGCGGCUCCAGCAUUUUUCCGCGGAGGGGGUAUUCCAGGGGAUGGGCGGGUCCACGCAGGCAACCGCCGGCCCGCAACAUCACGCCACAGCCCAGCAGGCAGGACAGCACCACCUGGGCAGUAGCUGCACCGCUCCCACUAUCCUAUCAAAAUCCUUUUACCUGCAAGUCGAAGCGAAAUUUGCACCGACGUAGUGUAUCUACAUAUUGUAAAGAUGACGGCUCGCAACAUUUCUGCCUCACCACUGCAUUUUCUGAUUUUAAGUAUUUAGUUCCCAAGCUCCUGUGCUGGUGCUUCUGUAUGAACAUUGGGACUGUGUUUCUGCGCUGCACUUUAAUCAACUUACGCGGUCGGAAAAGUAAUAGUAAAACAGACGUCCGGCUCUCGUGGUGCAGUGCAGUUGCGCGAUUUAUAUGAGGUAUUGAUAGAACAAGAAUUGCUCGCAACACAGCAAGACUUCUGUUUGUUGCACCAUAAGGAGCAAAUCUUCGGUGGCGCAGCAGAAUCAACAUCAGCAAGUGAACUACCUCCAGAACAGCGGAGUAACGGGUGCAGGUCUAUGUGCUCUAAACGGAGCGACGGGAGCAGGUGUUUGUGGUCCUCACGCAGGCACGAUGAGCGCUGGAGGCGGUUCUUACGCAAAUACAUCAACGUCCGCGGCUUACGCCCCCGCGGAUAUGCACGGUAAUUGUGGUACCACCGGCACAUCCGCGGUACUCGGAUCUCAAGCGGAGCACGCAUACCACCAGUAUACUGGUGCGACCGCGGCACGGGCUAUCACAUCUUCGGCCGGUAACACUACUGGUACAGGGAACACGUUGAUGCCUGGCGCUGGUGCUCCACCGGCUUUCGUGGCCGUGGAUCAGAUGCCGUCGUCCACACUGCAGGCGCAUCAUCAGCAGCAGAGCCAUCAUCUUGUUCAACAGCCACAGCAUCAUGCGUACGAUCACACCAACACAUCGCAACUGUAUGCUCUCUGCAAAGCUUUCAGUCCAGUCAAAGCUGUUUUUUGUGACGUCAGACCACAAUAAGUAUUUUAUUAAAAGCGAGUAAAGCCGACGAAGGACGCCGCGGCGCAAGAACACGUGAAAAAACAAAAAGACUACGCACAUGUAGUAUAUGUCUUCAUCUUCUGCGUCCUGUAUCUUUAUCUAAACUUUUGACUGGGUCUGAGAGCUUUGCUGGGAUAAUCUGUCUUCCUUCAGCGCACCCCCAGCUGCAUCGACGUCAUUUUUGAUGGAAUCGCUGAACCACAAGACGUCGCCAGUAUCCCCUUGCUACCACUGAGCACUCGAUUGGAGCGGCAUUCUUCACACACAGAGACACACACAAGACGCACUUCAUGUUGCUGUGGUCAUCCCUAUGGUGCCUCCACGUUGGAUACGUUAAAAACACUAGCAAAUACAUAGAGACGAGGAGAACCACCUGACGUCUCGGCUUUCCUCCACAUUAAUAUCAGAAGAUCGCGGGACAAUCUAAGACUUAGAGUCGAACAGAUUAUAAUCAUCAAUAUCAGAAGAUGAGCGUGUAAGAUCUAACGAAGCCUACAGCGUACCUGGGUACGCCAAAAACACCUAUUUAUAGUAAUUCCCAUCAUCUCCGAGUUCUAGACCUAUCUACUAUACCAAG
This is a messenger RNA of Amoebophrya sp. A120, 16781 nucleotides long. The record is from the annotation of a GenBank genome assembly. NCBI's taxonomy places the organism in Eukaryota, Dinophyceae, Syndiniales, Amoebophryaceae.